ACUGUUAUACUGUCAGCUGUUUAGCAGCCACGUCCAGUGUUCCAUGAGUGGUCACCGCAGCCGUCGAAGCCUGGCGAUCUGCUUCCAUGGCAAAUAACUUGGCCUGCAUUGGAACCGCAAUCGUAGCCUUUCUGUUUCAGGGCGCCACCAAAAUUAGCGGCAUUUUGCUGCGCAGAGCGUACUUGAUCAGCAUGACAGUCGUAAGUGCAUAUAUCACCGCCAGACUGAGCUUGGUUCACGAAGCAUCACUGCUCACAAGCAAGAGUGCCAAGUACGCAGGGAAGUAGUAUGAGUCCUAGCUGGAUUUUCGUCAUUGUUGGUCGUGCGAGCUGUUGCUGUGGAAUUGUCGUAUUUGUGAAAAGAUAACUGAAGAAAUUAAUAUCAAGGCCAUAUGAGGUAAAGAAAUGUGAAAAGAUGGCCAAGUGCAGAGUGCAAAUAUGAAGGAUGCAAGAGACUUUCUGCUUACCUUGUAGGAGAGUGGAGGG
Messenger RNA from Gamsiella multidivaricata, 485 nucleotides. RefSeq lists its product as uncharacterized. The record is from RefSeq and is a predicted model, not a curated record. Bases 87 to 287 code for a protein of 66 amino acids. NCBI's taxonomy places the organism in Eukaryota, Fungi, Mortierellomycota, Mortierellomycetes, Mortierellales, Mortierellaceae. The transcript has a single exon.